UUAGUUGAAAUUGGCAGACAAAACCCAAAGCAACGUUCCGAUUUGGAAGCGCUCGAAGUUUAUGUAGUUUCCGUGUGAUUUAUUAAAGUAAAAAUAAAAUUUAUAACAACAACAACAUAAUUAGCGAAGUGUCGGAGAGAGUGUUUCUCAUCGCAUUGUAACGAAAGUGUUGUUUCUGUGAAAUUUCGCAAAUUUGCAAUAAAGUGCAAGGUGUCCAAGCCAACUAGUCGAAGUUGGCCCAGUUUUGGCAUUAACAGUAAUAUAUGAAAAUUUYCGUCAGCGUAGAUCGCGUUUGAGUAAUCUCAAAGUGUAGUGCAGUUUUUCAUAAAUAACUGUUGUUUUUCGUGCAACAUUGUGCGUAAUAUUGACACUUUUGGCAUUCAAACCAAAAAGUGCAAAACAUUGCGAGUAGUCUAUAAGGGAAGAUUUUUGACUGAACCAACUCUGAAGUUUUUAGUGAAACGCCAARGAAAGCUUCAAAACUACACGGUGACAGUUACACACUCGACUCAAGGCAAUCAAGUAGCCCACCCGUCCACCGCUCGCAGGCAUAGCGACACCAGAAAAGGCAAAGCACAUAAAGCAAAUACAAAUCAAGCGCAAAAUCAAUAGCUSUCARCUAUGGAUGUUGGAAAAUAUUUGGGAUUAUUGGCGCUGAUGCUGCUCUCGCUGUUGGCGCUYUACAGYAGUCCGGUGGAGGCGUGCAGUUGCAUGCCCAGCCAUCCGCAGACACACUUCUGCAAUGCUGAUUAUGUUGUCAUAAUACGCGUAAUGCGCAAGUCCCUCCGUUUAGUGCAAGACAACGUCGCAUACAAAGUGGAAGUYAAGAAGUCAUAUAAGAUGAACGAAGCCGGUCACAAGCUGCUCAAGCACGGUCGAAUAGUAACACCAAACUCGGAUGCCAUGUGUGGCAUAAACCUGGACAUAGGCAAGCUCUAUGUGAUUGCCGGCCGGGGUCCGUAUUUGAACAGUUGCAGCUAUGUCAAGGAGUAUCUGAAAAUGUCGGUGGUUGAGAGGCGUGGAUUUGCCGGCGCAUAUCGCAAGGGUUGUAAAUGCUCGGUGCAACCCUGUUUCGGCCAAAGYUGCUUAAGUGAACACCAAUCGGCCACCUCGUGCAAAUGGUCGCCCUUCGCMAAAUGCGAGACCGAUUAUAGCGCCUGCAUUCCCUCACACUAYCGCACACCCGAAGGCAUCAUCUCCAARUGCCACUGGCGRAGAACGCCGGCAUACAAAAAAUGCAUGUCCGAUCCAUAAAUUGCUUAACACAUAUGUACUAGAUAUGUAUGUACAUAUAUAUAAAACGAGGCAGUAAAAGAARUGAGCGAAAUCAACAAAAAAUAGUUUUACAUGAAAGUUUGCUGCUUAUUUUUUGUAGUUUAGCUGUAUUUUACGAAAUAAUUACUUAUUUCAUUUUAACAUGUUACAUACAUACAUACAUACAUGUAUACACUAAAAUUCAUAUGUAUGUUCUGGUUGUAAUUUUCCACGCGCAGCAUUUCCAUUUUGACAUUUACAAACACAUUUAAU
Molecule: messenger RNA, 1527 nt
Organism: Bactrocera latifrons
Lineage: Eukaryota; Metazoa; Arthropoda; Insecta; Diptera; Tephritidae
Gene: Timp
Product: tissue inhibitor of metalloproteases
Exons: 6
Coding region: 622-1254 (210 amino acids)
Biological process (GO): negative regulation of membrane protein ectodomain proteolysis; negative regulation of endopeptidase activity
Cellular component (GO): extracellular matrix
Molecular function (GO): metalloendopeptidase inhibitor activity; protease binding
Source: RefSeq, a predicted model, not a curated record